Molecule: messenger RNA, 2115 nt
Organism: Oncorhynchus masou masou (cherry salmon)
Lineage: Eukaryota; Metazoa; Chordata; Actinopteri; Salmoniformes; Salmonidae
Product: NT-3 growth factor receptor-like
Exons: 10
Coding region: 1-1575 (524 amino acids)
Biological process (GO): multicellular organism development; cellular response to nerve growth factor stimulus; cell surface receptor protein tyrosine kinase signaling pathway
Cellular component (GO): axon; signaling receptor complex; plasma membrane
Molecular function (GO): transmembrane receptor protein tyrosine kinase activity; neurotrophin binding; neurotrophin receptor activity
Source: RefSeq, a predicted model, not a curated record
AUGAAGCAGGAGUCAGGAAGCAGGAGUCAGGAAGCAGGAGUCAGGAAGCAGGAGUCAGGAAGCAGGAGUCAGGAAGCAGGAGUCAGGAAGCAGGAGUCAGGAAGCAGGAGUCAGGAAGCAGGUGUCAGGAAGAAGGAAGCAGGAGUCAGGAAGCAGGAAGCAGGAGUCAGGAAGCAGGAAGCAGGAGUCAGGAAGCAGGUGUCAGGAAGAAGGAGUCAGGAAGCAGGUGUCAGGAAGAAGGAAGCAGGAGUCAGGAAGCAGGAGUCAGGAAGAAGGAGUCAGGAAGCAGGAAGUGCGUCCCAAAUAGAAACCUGUUCCAUAUAUAGCACAUUACAAGGUAGCCCAGUGCCAUCAGACAAUGCCAUCAGGCCGGAAGAGGAGACGUUUGGGGUGUCGAUAGCAGUAGGUCUGGCUGGUUUCACCAGUGUUCUCCUCAUCGUCCUCUUCAUUCUCAUCAACAAAUAUGGCCGACGCAACAAGUUUGGAUUGAAGGGGCCAGUGGCGGCGAUCAGUGGUGAGGAAGACUCUGCCAGUCCUCUUCAUCACGUCAACCAUGGCAUCAUCACACCCUGUACCCUCAACGGCGAGGCUGACGAGGUGGUUAUAGGAAUGACCCAUAUACCUGUUAUAGAGAAACCACAGUACUUCAGACACGGACACGACUGCAACACACCCACCACCUACCUUCAGCACAUUAAGCGCAGGGACAUCCUCCUGAAGAGGGAGCUGGGAGAGGGGGCGUUCGGAAAGGUCUUCCUGGCUGAGUGCUACAACCUGAUCCCCACCAAGGAUACCAUGCUGGUGGCUGUCAAGAGCCUGAAGGACCCCAACCGGUCAGCCAGAAAAGACUUCCAGAGAGAAGCUGAGCUGCUCACGAACCUCCAGCACGACCACAUUGUUAAGUUCUAUGGGGUCUGUGUGGAUGGGGAUCCCCUCAUCAUGGUGUUUGAGUACAUGAAGCAUGGGGACCUCAACAAGUUCCUCAGAGUCCAUGGUCCAGAUGCUAUGAUCCUUGUGGAUGGCCAUCCCGUUCAAACUGACGGAGAGCUGGGUCUGUCCCAGAUGUUACACAUUGCUACCCAGAUCUCAGCCGGCAUUGUGUACCUGGCCUCCCAGCACUUUGUCCACAGAGACCUGGCCACCAGGAACUGUCUCGUGGGCAACGGGCUGUUGGUGAAGAUAGGAGACUUCGGGAUGUCCAGAGACAUCUACAGCACAGACUACUACAGGGUCGGAGGUCACACCAUGUUGCCGAUCCGAUGGAUGCCCCCUGAGAGCAUCAUGUACAGAAAGUUCACAACAGAAAGUGACGUUUGGAGCUUUGGAGUCAUCCUCUGGGAGAUCUUCACCUACGGGAAGCAGCCAUGGUUUCAGCUGGCCAACAACGAGGUCAUAGAGUGUUUAGUACAGGGUCAGGUCCUGGACAGGCCGAGGGUUUGUCCCAAGGAGGUGUAUGACCUGAUGCUGGGCUGCUGGCAGAGGGAACCACAGCAGAGGCUGAACAUCAAGGACAUUCAGAAGGCUCUCUAUACCAUGGGGAAAGACACACCUGUCUACCUGGAUAUACUCGGCUAGCACCAGUUCUACCUGGACGGAGUAGGGAGUUGAUCCUAGACACUCACCUUGGAUCAGUUUUGCAUUUCUCUAACCAAUGGUUAAGGUUAAGACUGGGGAGGGGAAGCUGAUCCCAGACCUGUACCUUCGGGGAAACUUUACCCUGGAGCUUGCCUGGAUGUGUUGGGCUGAAAUCGUCUGGAUGUAAUGCUUGUUGGACAGACUGAUAGACAACCAGGAAAUAACCAGCCAGCCUGUUCAUUACUGUUCCGCUGUCAACAGGAGCCUAAACGUUUGGGAAGGACUCAAAGUGCCUGAUCCACUAUUUCCAUAUACAGGAUAAAAGUAUCAAAAAAACAAACAUUUCCAUUUUGUUUCCUGAUACAGUGUACCCACCUGGUCAAUCUGUCAUGGAAAGGUGUUCCUAAUGUUCUGUCCACUCAGUGUAUAUUCAGUGCAUUCGGAAAGCAUUCAGGACCCUUGACAUUUUGCUACGUUACCUUAUUCUAUAAUUGAUUAAAAUAUACAUUUUUCCUCAUCAAUCUACACACAAUACCCCAU